UGCUGUUGUUUGACUUGUGGAAUGACCUUUCAUCAUUUGUUGUCAACAAGACUAUUUGAUGCUAAUGAUAGUGAGUGGACAGUUUUAGUUUCAUCUUGGCCAGUGAGUGAUCAGUAGUUAGAGAACCGUGUCUACUAAAACUACCGGUACUGGAUGUUUCAUUUUCAACUUAAAAGAUAUCACGAAAUAAACUUUAUGCAGUGUAAGUAGUAAUCGAGAAAAUGUUGUCCCUUAGAGUUUUAAGGGCCAAACUUAAAGAUUUUACAAGGUUAAUUUGGACAGUGGAAACCAGAGAUGAUGAUUUAGUUUUGAAAGAUGAGAAGAAGGAACAUCGCUUUCCUUACCUUUGGCUCAGGGACAAUUGUCAGUGCGGCUCGUGCUUUCAUGAAGCUUCUCAUUCGAGAAUCAUCGACAUUGAGCAUUUUGACUUCAACGCUCAGCCUUUGGAAGCAACACUAGCCAAUGACAAAGUGAACGUGAGAUGGCACGACUCACACUCAAGCAGCUACCAACUUAGCUGGCUUCUAGAGCGUCAGUUCAACCCCGACCAAGCAACUGACAAUUACCAACCUCAUCCCAGACCAUGGAGUGCUGAAGACUUUUCAAAAAUACUACGGAGAUUCCAAUACCAUCAAUUGCUGGACAGUGACUCUGUGCUCUUAGAUUGGCUAGAGAGUCUAGCUGUUGAUGGGGUGGCUUUAGUAGAAGGAGCACAAACUCGCCCAGGCCAGAUACAACCCUUGGCAGACAAAGUGGCGUUCCUCAAGAAAACUUACUACGGAGAAACAUUUACUGUACAAGCUAAGCCAGGGACAAGUAACGUAGCAUAUCUGAGUGGCUCAUUGCAACUACAUACCGAUCUACCUUACUACCACUACAAGCCUGGGGUGAACAUGCUCCACUGCAUAGUCCAGGCCGCUGGCUUUGGAGGCCAGAGUAUCCUAGCCGAUGGUCUGGAGGCGUGUGAUUGGCUGCGUGAAACUCAUCCCCAACACUACUGGAUCCUCACAACAGUAAAUGUAGACUGGGAAGAUAUUGUGGAAGAAGACGGACGACGCUUCCACACCAUCUACAGAGCUCCUGUCAUAUGUGAGAACAACAGAGGGGAAGUGGAGAGAAUCAACUGGAGUCAGCCACAGAGAUCGUCUCACUUCCAUGUCCCUGUAGCUCAAGUGUCUCCAUGGUAUAGAGCUGUACAGCAGUUCACACAUUACAUACACAGUCACAACUGCAAAGUCCAACUCAGGAUCAAUCCUGGAGACAUUCUGACGUUCAACAACCUCCGAGUGCUACAUGGCCGCAGUGACUACAAGGGUGAGAGACACUUGGAAGGGGCAUAUUUGGACUGGGAUCUGGUCUACUCCCGGAUCAGAGUCCUGAAGGAACAAUCCGGACUAUCCUGACAAUCACAGCUGAGGGAGGUCCCUGCAGAAGUUCUCAAGGCUCCCUAUGAAUGAUAUAGCAGGUGUAGUCCAUAAAUGGAUCUUUGUUCCAUAAGAGCAUGCACAGUAAAAGGUCCAUGGGUGAAUCUUAAGUUCAUAAUAAGUAGAUCCAUGGUCUAAAAAAAGUGGAUCUGUCGACUACCAGCGUUCUUCUUCACUUGACAGAAAGUUGUAGUAGGCAAACAAGCAAAUAAAUAAUUCAAGUGGCAAGUGUUCUGAUAAAUAAUUGUUUUUUUCUAAAAAUGUUUAGAGCAACAAACAAAUUUAGUAAGAUAAAUGUAUGUGGCAGGUUUAUUUCAAUUUCAAUUCUAAAUCGGAACAAAACAAUUUUUGUUCUUGUUUUUAAUUUAUUAUUCAAAUUUAGUAAGGACUUUUUACUGUUACUUGCUACAUGGGUCGAGUUUGUAAUAUGUAUUAUAUUGUAUCUUUUGAUCUUGUACCACUUAUAUGAUUAGAAUCGUAUAUAAUUCUCGUGGAAUGUUUCAAUAUCAAUGAGUUCUGCUUCUAAAUGAAGUACUUACUUUUCCUUAUACUAGCAGAGUUCUCGCUCACUUGAUAUAUAUUAAUAAAGUCAAAAUGAGUUUAUGGUGGGUUAUAGUUACCUUUACUAUUGUUUUACUUUACUUCUGCACAUUCUCCUUAGAAAUCUCAUAUUAUAAGGAAACAUUAUUACAUAAAAAUAAAUUUUAGUAGGCCUAUCUAGAUUUAUUUUGUAUUUAAAUGUUAAAUGUUAAGCAGUGUAGUUGUAGGUUCAAGGUUGCACACAAACUCCAAUGUAUUGUAUUAUUAGAGUUUGUCAGCAAAAUAAGUUUACUCAUUCUUUAAAAUAUUGUAGCAAUAUCGUGAAGGCAACAUUCUUAUAGUACAUAUUUUGUGCCAAAUAAGAAUGUGGAUACAAGAAUGUUAAUGUAAAUAAAAAUUAGUUUUAUUGUUGUAUUACUGUAGGCUA
Molecule: messenger RNA, 2391 nt
Organism: Macrosteles quadrilineatus (aster leafhopper)
Lineage: Eukaryota; Metazoa; Arthropoda; Insecta; Hemiptera; Cicadellidae
Product: gamma-butyrobetaine dioxygenase-like
Exons: 7
Coding region: 222-1403 (393 amino acids)
Biological process (GO): carnitine biosynthetic process
Cellular component (GO): mitochondrion
Molecular function (GO): oxidoreductase activity
Source: RefSeq, a predicted model, not a curated record